GCGAUAAGCUUACCAACCGCGUUACACAGCAUAACAACUCACAAUCGAUUGGUCAACAAAUCUGAAUGGGCGGGAGCGUUAAACUUUUCAUCGAAACUGCGAAGCAAUUGCUAUCUCGUAAUUUCAGAGUAUUUCAUCCUAUCCACAGAGUACGCAAAACAAAUUGACUAAAAUGGCGGCAGCAACAGCAACGCGUUUUUGUCAGCAACUCUCGUCUGUUAGUGACAUGUCGCCGGACUGGACCACGAAGGAAGUCAGCACCGGGACCACGAUCAUGGCGGUGGAAUAUGAGGGAGGUGUGGUGAUUGGGGCAGAUUCCCGUACCACUACUGGGGCUUACAUUGCUAACCGGGUGACAGACAAACUGACUCCCAUUCAUGACCGAAUAUUCUGCUGUCGUUCUGGCUCUGCUGCAGACACCCAGGCCAUCGCAGACAUAGUUACCUACCAACUGGGCUUUCACAGUAUUGAACUUGAUGAAGCCCCACUGGUCCAGACAGCCGCCAAUCUGUUCAAGGCAAGCUGCUAUAGGUACAGAGAGGAGCUGAUGGCAGGGAUUAUAGUGGCAGGCUGGGACAAGCGACGAGGAGGACAGGUCUACACGGUUCCUGUUGGAGGGAUGUUGGUUAGACAGCCUGUGUCAGUUGGUGGUUCAGGAUCCACCUAUAUCUAUGGCUUCAUGGAUUCCAACUACAAACCCAACAUGACCAAGGAACAGUGUCUCCAUCUAGUGUCUGGAGCUCUGUCUCUGGCCAUGGAGAGGGAUGGGUCCAGUGGGGGGGUGAUCCGGUUGGCUGCCAUCUCAGAAAGCGGAGUGGAGAGACAAGUCAUCCUGGGCAACCAGCUACCCAAAUGGUCUACUGCCUAGAGAGAAAGACAACCAUAGAAUACACACCACCAUAGAAUACACACAUCACGUUCCUGUCUGUAAAAUCCAGGCUCUGAACAGUAUUUGUUUGUAAAACAGUGCUUCAGAUUUGUAAUAAAUAUACAAAUGAGUUGUUUUUGAA
Molecule: messenger RNA, 1010 nt
Organism: Esox lucius (northern pike)
Lineage: Eukaryota; Metazoa; Chordata; Actinopteri; Esociformes; Esocidae
Gene: psmb6
Product: proteasome 20S subunit beta 6
Exons: 6
Coding region: 173-868 (231 amino acids)
Cellular component (GO): proteasome core complex
Molecular function (GO): threonine-type endopeptidase activity
Source: RefSeq, a predicted model, not a curated record